ACUACAGUAAACCUCGGAUAUAUCGGACUCGGAUAUAUCGGAAAUUCGCUCACAACGGACAGAUAAAAAAGAACCGAUUUUUCUGUAAUGCAUUUCCAAUAAAAAUUCAUUGCAUAUAUCUGAUUUUUUUAUAACGGAUUUCGCCUAUUUUGGACAAAAUCUCCAGUCCCGUUCCAAUGCAUUUCCAUUAAAUUUCCCUCGCAUAUAUCGGAUGGCCGCAUCGUGGCGCUCCGAUUCGCCGAAUCGUGACAGGCCGCUAUACGACGUCAUUUGCAGCGUUUGCAGCGUUGCCUGCGCGUCCAGGUACAUUGGAAACAUAGUCAAGGAAGUGCCUUUUUAUAACGGAUAAAAUCCGAUUUACGCAUAUACCGGAUAUAAAUCCGAUAUAUGCGUAAAACGGACAUUUUCCGGUAUACGCAUAUAACGGAUUUCGCUUAUAUCGGACAAAACCAGUGGGAACAAUUGAAUCCGAUAUAUCCGAGGUUUACUGUAGUAAUUCUUAUAUGAUUGUCUCCUCAGACCAAUUCCGUCCUGAUGCUGUCCCCAUAACAACAUGAGUCUCAACAUCCAAAGAGACAAGGCUGUCCUGCGGCGGCGAGGCAGCACGCCAAUUCGUCCCACCCACCUCCUACAGCAGCCCCUGUGCAUCCGAGAGCCCCACAGCCCCGCCAGCAGUGAGCGGUGCCCCCAGCGUAGGCAUCCUCCACUGGCACAGUCCGCGUCCUACCACCCCGGAGACAAGUCUCUCCACUACCGAGUGCAAUGGAGCUCAGACUCGGACGACGACUCGCAGAGCGAUUCAGAUUAUGUUUACAGGGUGAUGUUGCUAGGCGACAACGGGGUGGGGAAGAGCAGCCUGGCCAGGAUCUUUGCGGGUGUCACGGAGAAAGAGGAACAACCUGGAGAGGACACGUACCAGCGAACGCUGACUGUAGACGGCAAGGAAACCACGCUCAUCGUCAUGGAUACAUGGGGCAGCGACAAGCUGGAGGAAGAUGGCCGCACUGCUCAAGACGACUGCUUGAAGGUGGGAAGCGCUUAUGUCAUCGUCUACUCCGUCACCGACCGCUCCAGCUUUGACGCCGCCGCCGAGCUCCGCAUCACGCUGCGACGUAUCCGCCAGGCUGAGAACCUUCCCAUCAUCCUCGUUGGCAACAAGAGUGACCUGGUGCGCUCCAGGGAGGUGGCGGUGGAAGAGGGUCGAGCGUGUGCAGUGGUCUUUGAUUGUAAGUUCAUCGAGACAUCAGCAUCGCUGCAGCACAACGUAACCGAGCUCUUCGAGGGAGUGGUGCGCCAAAUCCGCCUCCGUCGCAACGGCGCAGACGCCUCCCAACGCAAAUGCUCUGUACCCAAGCGCAAGGAGAGCAUCACCCAGAAGGCUCGCCGCUUCCUGGACCGCCUAGUGGCCCGCAAUAAUCAGCGCAUGGCUUUAAAAGUACGCUCUAAGAGCUGCCACAAUCUGGCCGUUCUCUGAGGAAAAUCAACGUCUGGAAUCAAAGCUGGACAGGAAACAGUUAGAUGACUUCCUGUGGCCUGUGACAGCAGGAAGACAAACUGCCAAGCAUCAUCACGGGCCUGAAGUGAGGAGGUUAUCAACCUGUGGAUGGCAAAACUCCAAAGAGGACUCACUAAAACAGCUCCACUAUUUUUUGUGGUGGGUUGAGGCAGGAACAGACCAUUACAUCAAAAACUGUUUUGUUUUUUUUUAAUUGCCAUGUCUUCAUCUCCUAUUGCUAUUUGCUAGUUGAAGCACAUUACUGCCACCAACAGGACUGGAGAAGAACAUUUUGUUUUCUUACUUUUAUUAAGAGCCAAAAAAGUUUUUAAUGUUUUUUUUUCCAUGCUUUCCUAUUAUUUCCUAUUAUUUCUCUUCUCUUAUGUCCAGUAUGAAAGAUAUUUUACAUUAAAAAACAAAACCAUGUCUGUGGUUUGUAUGUUAUGGAUGCUAAGAAAACAAAAUGGCUGUCCUUGGCUAAGGUCUAAAUGGUAAUGGUAAUGGUUUCAUUUCAUUUGAACAUGCAUCAGAUUACAAUUGAAUGCAUCCCAUAAUCAGUUCACAGUUCCACAUGUCCAAAAGGAGUAGGAAGAAGCAAAGCUUAUUAAAUCCUACCCCUCCAUCUGGUACUUUUACAAUCAGUAACUGUUACAUUUGUUCACUUCCUGCUUUCCAUAAUACAAUUUAAGUUUUUUUUUUUGUUUUUUUUUUUGUUUUUUUUAUGAUGCGACCCUACAAUGACAUAAUGGGUACCAUAGUAACUGUCAAGGCAAGGGUAAGAAAUGCUUCUGUUUUCAUUUAAGCAUCCCACAGGAUAAGGUUUUAAUGUAUGAUCAUACCUCGCUAUAUCACAGUUCAAAU
This is a messenger RNA of Doryrhamphus excisus (bluestripe pipefish), 2356 nucleotides long. The record is from RefSeq and is a predicted model, not a curated record. NCBI's taxonomy places the organism in Eukaryota, Metazoa, Chordata, Actinopteri, Syngnathiformes, Syngnathidae.